Trifolium pratense (red clover) is the source of this 2065-nucleotide messenger RNA. RefSeq names its product probable mitochondrial adenine nucleotide transporter BTL3. The transcript has 4 exons. NCBI's taxonomy places the organism in Eukaryota, Viridiplantae, Streptophyta, Magnoliopsida, Fabales, Fabaceae. Bases 79 to 1563 code for a protein of 494 amino acids. Gene Ontology annotation, biological process: transmembrane transport. The record is from RefSeq and is a predicted model, not a curated record.
AUUAAAGCAGCACGAUACCACCAACCUGUCAUCAGAUCAAGAACAACACAACACAAUGCGACGGUGGAAGCAAAGCAAAUGCAUCACCAAUUAAAUAGUACAUCUCUCUCUCUCUCUCUCUCUAACACCCAAAUCGCAUUCCAUUCCUUUCAACUUUCUUCUCACACAUUCCUUAAAAACCACAAGCAAAACGUGAAAAAAAAUCGAAAACCAGAUCAAUUUAAACACCCAACUCCUCGUACCUCGUACCAAACACAAACCCAAGUAAAAAAGACAAAAAAAAAACAAACGAAAACAAAAACAAUGUCGUACUUCAUCAAACAUAACGAACCCUCUAAUUCGUUUUUUCAAGGUGGUCUUUUUCUUGACGCAAACACUGUUCCUACAUCCUUCAUUACUUUGAUCCCAUCUUCUUCUUCGUCCAAUUCAACCACGGUUUCGUGUUUUUCUUGGGGUAUCAAGAAAAGGGUCGGUAGAGAAAUUCUGAGGGUGGAAGGUGGUGGUGUUUUCUCGUCGUUGAGUUUGUCUUUAAACGGAAGGGAUUCAGAUCAUAGUCAUAGAUACAGUCGAGAAUCCAAUGAAGUUUCGGAGCAACAAAAGAAAAAAGUAGAAGAGGGUGUGUGUGAAGAGAAGGAGAAUGUUCGAGUUAAUGGAUCCGGUGCUGUUAACAUGUCCAAACAUCUCUGGGCUGGUGCUUUUGCUGCCAUGGUUUCAAGAACUUUUGUUGCACCUCUUGAGAGACUUAAGCUGGAAUACAUAGUUCGUGGUGAGCAGAAGAAUCUUUUUGAGCUCAUUCAGACAAUUUCAGCUUCUCAAGGUUUGAAAGGUUUUUGGAAAGGAAAUUUUGUGAAUAUUCUUCGGACAGCACCCUUUAAGGCUAUAAAUUUUUACGCCUAUGAUACAUAUAAAAGUAAACUGGCGCGAAUGUUGGGGAAUGAAGAAUCCACAAAUUUUGAGAGAUUUGUUGCUGGCGCUGCUGCGGGGAUUACGGCUACCUUGCUCUGCUUGCCUAUGGACACUAUCAGGACAGUAAUGGUAGCACCCGGUGGCGAAGCAUUAGGAGGUGUAAUCGGUGUCUUUCGCCAUAUGAUAAAAACUGAGGGCUUCUUUUCUCUUUACAAAGGUUUAGUACCCUCCAUUAUCAGCAUGGCACCUUCAGGUGCUGUCUACUAUGGUGUUUAUGAUAUUUUAAAGUCGGCAUAUCUGCAUUCACCCGAGGGAAUGAAAAGAAUACGUUAUAUGAAAGAAGAGGGUCAAGAGCUGAAUGCUUUGGAACAACUGGAAUUGGGUACCAUUAGAACUUUAUUAUAUGGUGCUAUUGCUGGUUGUUGUUCUGAAGCUGCUACAUAUCCAUUUGAAGUUGUAAGGAGACAGCUUCAAUUGCAAGUUCCGGCAACGAGGAUGAAUGCACUAGCGACUUGUGCCAAGAUUGUUGAGCAAGGAGGUGUUCCCGCUCUCUAUGCAGGUUUAACUCCAAGCUUAUUGCAGGUGUUACCAUCUGCUGCUAUCAGUUACUUUGUAUACGAGUUCAUGAAGAUAGUUCUGAAAGUAGAAUCAACAUAGGUAGAUUAUUAUACAAGCAAUUCAAACAACAGAUAUAGUUUGAUGAUUGAAGAUGAGAAUAUUCUCCACAUGUUGUGUCCAAACCAUGGACCUAAGCGGCUUAUUAUCCACACAUUUUAUAACUGUUUGACAACAUACAUAGCUGGCAAUGCUUUCAUGAAUAGGAGGAGGCUUGAUGAAAAUAUUUUGGUUUUUAUUUUUGUAGACAAAUGUUAGUGGUAAAUUUGUUAGGAGUAGAGAGAACAUGUUAGUAGCAGGAAUCAAAUCAAAUCCUAAACUUCAUUUAUAAUACUCAUUCAGCCCCCAACCAUACCAUUGGAGGAAGUAUAGAAGCUUUGUUAAUUUUUUUUUUCCUUUUCAUGUUUGUAGCUUUGGAUGAUAGUUUACUACAAUACAUACUUUGACCCAAAUGGUUUUAUUUUUUUAUUUUUUAUUUUUCAUCCAAAAUAAGAUUUUCCUCUGAUGAGUGACUUCAAAAAUUAAACUCAAGUUUUUUUUAAGA